CAGCCAGCGCACAUCUACCAAACACCUCUCGUCAGCCACCCUCCACCCUCCGUCCCCCCAUCCCCCCAUCCCGGCCAGCCUCCACCCACUCAGCACGUCACGCCCAUCCCGCUCCCCAUGUCUAUGCCCGCAGACCCCCCGCUCCAAACAUCGGCCCCCGUCGACCGCCCCUCUCCCCGCAUAAAUCCCUUCCACCUCCUCUCCCACCCCGACUCAUCCCACCCCCUUCCCGACCUUCCUCCCCAUCUCCAAGCACUUGCAAUGCAGCCAGACACCGACCCGGACGCAGAGUCCCGCUCGCCGCCCGUGCAUAUCACCAAGGUGUCGGGCGCCGAGGUGACCCUUAGAUCACACCCCGAGGCGACAAAUCACAAGACGUUUCUCGGACGCGUCAGCGGGGCGUUCAAGAGGGACUCGGCGGAGAGCGACAGCAGAUUCGGCACCUCGCCUAUCGUCAUGCAAGGAGCACCGCCGAGCCCGCCCCCGAGUGAUGGGGGCAUGGACGACUCGGUCGUCAUGUCGGAUGAGGAUCUGCCAGCCACGUUGUCGUCGAACGGCAACCAUUCUCAGACCGGAGAUGCUCGACCUGUUCUUGCAACCAGCUUCACCUCGGAACCCUCGGACUUUGACCCGCUCGUCGUCCUCGCCCCGCCCAUCCCUGCAGCUCGGCGCGUCUCGGGCAGCUCAACAACGUCGAGCCGAGCGGGGUCUCUGACUCUGGUGCGCAGCGGUCGCUUGGCGCCUCAACGGGACGGCGAGAAUCUCGCCAAGACCAAAGACUUGCCGGCGCUGCCCAACGGGUCGGACGUCGAACUGGAACGACGUGAUAGCGCAGGCAACCUCCUCUCGCCCACUCCCAUGUUGCAUCGCCGAAGUACAGUCGGUUCACCCAUACCCCCACCCCCUCCUGCCCCUCGGUCUCCUCUCAUGCAUUCUCGCUCGACGUUUGCUUCGCCGUCUUCCACACCGCCGCCGGCGCAGGGGAAGAACGGUUUUUUGGACUCGGCUAUCCAGGAGCAGGAGGAGACUAUCAGGCGUGAAAGAUUUUCGCGGCUAGAAAGGAGGUCCAAGAAGGCGAGCGCUACGAGUGAUGGAGAACACGAGCCCAAACCUGAAGACAUCUCUUCGCAACAUUACUCCCCGAAGCAACAGGCGCCGCCCCCCCGACAGCCGCUUGACAAGGAAAAGGAAGAGGCCAGGGUGCUUGUGGGGAACUUGAUCGGCGAAGAUCAUGUCAACUAUGUUCUCAUGUACAACAUGCUCACGGGUAUCCGGAUAGGAGUGUCGCGAUGCCAGGCCAAGAUUGGACGCGUCUUGACUGAUGACGAUUACACCGCGCGCCACAAGUUUUCAUUCGACAUUAUCGGAAACGAGCUCACGCCGUCUGCAAAGUACGAUUUCAAGUUCAAAGACUACGCCCCCUGGGUGUUUCGUGAACUGCGCGAACAGCAUUUCAACCUCGACCCUGCCGAUUAUCUCUUGUCCUUGACCGCAAAAUACAUCCUCUCCGAACUAGGCUCUCCCGGGAAGUCCGGGUCCUUUUUCUACUUUUCUCGCGACUACCGCUUCAUCAUCAAAACCAUCUCCCACCACGAACACAAAUUCUUGCGGUCCAUCCUCAAAGACUACCACGAACAUGUCAAGGAGAACCCCCACACUCUUCUCUCCCGCUUCUAUGGCUUGCAUCGUGUCAAGCUUCCUCGUGGACCCAAAAUUCACUUUGUCAUCAUGAACAAUCUUUUCCCGCCCCACCGAGAUAUUCACGAAACGUACGAUCUCAAGGGUUCUGCCUUUGGCCGAGAAUACCCCGAAGACAAAGCGGUGCAGAAUCCUAGGGCCACGCUCAAAGACAAGAACUGGGUCAACAGGGGCAGGCUACUGGAGCUCGGGCCGGAGAAGAGAGCGCUGUUGACGUCCCAGCUGAAGAGGGAUAUGGAGUUUUUGAGGAAAAUCAGGGUAAUGGACUACUCCCUACUUGUUGGGAUACACAAUAUGGAAAGGGGAAACCGAGACAACCUCCGAAACACUCAACUAUCCGUCUUCCAUGUAGGUCACUCAGCGGUCUUGCCUAUUGUACUAAUGAUGGACGUAGCCAGAGGUCACCACGACCAAACGCAAGCCAUCCACCCACAAAGGCGGCCACGAAGCUUCCAACAUUCGUAAAGUUGUUCGACGUGCAGACCCCAAAACUCUGGAUGUCACAUCCCAAUUACCCUCGGAAGAUGCGCCUGACCACGCAAACCUCAUCUUUUAUCAAAAUGAAGGGGGGUUCCAGGCCACUGACGAGCGAAACAACCCACUAGACACCAUAUACUAUCUCGGUGUAAUCGAUAUCUGUACUCCUUAUAAUACGGCCAAAAAGGUCGAACAUUGCUGGAAGAGUAUGACGGAGGAUAGACAUAUGAUUUCUUGUGUGGAUCCCGUGCAGUAUGGCCAGCGAUUCUUCGACUUUCUUCGGUCUGUCAUGCGCAAAGGGGAUCUUUCUCUCCGCCCGCCCGGUUUGGAACCUAUCGCCAAGGUUGACAAGCCCGAUGUUGGGCAGGAUACCGAUAGAGAUCCAUGUGCGGGCAUCGACACUACUGCCAACGCUAGCGGCGGCCCUGACCAGGGCGGUGGCAGCGAGGGUUUGAGCUCUGCGGAAGUGCGCAGGGAUGCGCCAGGGAUAGCUCUCAGAGCGGACGGCGCAGAGGCAACAGAACCAGCAAUGGUCGGACAUUUGAAAGCGGACUAGGUCAGAUAAUGUCUAUUUUGUUUAUUUUUCUCUACAUUUGUACAAGUAUACCAGACAGACGAGUAUACCCUUUCAUCUACUUGUCAACUUUUGGCCUUUCAUUCUCAAUGACGAACGAUUAUUCUAUUGCAUGUAUACGACGACUUUCUAACGACAAAUUUUAAUCAAGACUGUGAAAUACCUGUGUGGGAUGGUGCAUACAUUGUGU
Cryptococcus amylolentus CBS 6039 is the source of this 2939-nucleotide messenger RNA. RefSeq lists its product as hypothetical. Bases 118 to 2163 code for a protein of 681 amino acids. NCBI's taxonomy places the organism in Eukaryota, Fungi, Basidiomycota, Tremellomycetes, Tremellales, Cryptococcaceae. Gene Ontology annotation, biological process: phosphatidylinositol metabolic process. The record is from RefSeq and is a predicted model, not a curated record. Gene Ontology annotation, molecular function: phosphatidylinositol kinase activity. The transcript is spliced from 4 exons.